AUGCGUACUGAAAUAUUUUUGUAAUUAUUUUCGAAGAGAUAGCGUUGACAGCCCUCUAUAAAUUUAAUAACCAAAAAUAAAGUCACAUUCUGCUUUAUCUAAAACACAAAUAUCAAGUUAUAAUGAGCACAGUCAAUCAGUUUAAAGGGGAAAUAGACAUCCAGAGAUUGCCCGUAAAUUCGGAAGAACACAUAUUUCACGACUGGGUUGUAAAAUACAAGAAGUCGCACAUUUUGCAUUCAAUUUGUGCAACUACAGAAAAAUGUAAUGAUGUGUCGCAAGAACCCUGCUUACUUUGCUUAUACACACGGACGUUGGAUAUUCCUCAUUUACCGGAAAUGGUUUUCCCUAACAAUAUUUUAACAUUAACUCAUGCUUCCGGAGGGCAGAUAGAAUUCAAUGCACUAGAUGCCUUGAAAACUGUUGCUAAUGGCAAGUUACCAAUUAAAGUCGCGUGUUCUGAAGAAUGGAAUGAAUCAAGACCACCUGAACUAUUAAAAGAGAAAAUUAAACCUUUUGAUUGGACAUUCAGUAAUGAUUAUAAAGGAACUAUAGCAGGUCCAGUGACUGUUACCCCUACUGAUGAACGAAUUGAUAUUGAAAGGUUGAAAGAAAAGGAAAAAAUCUUGUUUUAUCAAGAGCUGAUGCUGUAUGAAGAUGAACUUCAUGAUAAUGGGAUAUCAUCAUGUACUAUCAAAAUUAGGGUUAUGCCCAGCUCCUUUUUCAUUCUGUUAAGAUUCUUUCUUAGAGUAGAUAAUGUAAUGCUAAGAGUCAAUGAUACCAGGCUUUUCCACGAUUUUACAACGGAUUACGUUUUAAGAGAAUUUACGAAUAAGGAGUGUGGAUUUGGCGAUGUGCAGUUACCGCUCAACGUUUUUGGUAACCCUAAUGCGUUGUCACCGCAUAUGCCUAUAAGGACAGCUCUUUAUGAGAAACUAACUUUUGGUGCGUGCAAUCCCCCAACAGAAGGUGACCAAGAUGGGUGCAGCACAAGCAAAAUAGAAUAAUCUCUGUGUAAUAUCAAUGAAUAAUAUAAGUUUGUAUAAAUUUUCCUUCUUAAAAAGUACGUUAAAUUAUGAGAAUAACCAAUAAAAAAAAUCAUGCGGUUUUAUCAAAUA
Messenger RNA from Zophobas morio, 1118 nucleotides. RefSeq names its product TIP41-like protein. The record is from RefSeq and is a predicted model, not a curated record. The transcript is spliced from 5 exons. Gene Ontology annotation, biological process: TOR signaling. Gene Ontology annotation, cellular component: cytosol. Bases 123 to 1007 code for a protein of 294 amino acids. NCBI's taxonomy places the organism in Eukaryota, Metazoa, Arthropoda, Insecta, Coleoptera, Tenebrionidae.